This is a messenger RNA of Fundulus heteroclitus (mummichog), 681 nucleotides long. It is a transcript of the gene spcs1, whose product is annotated as signal peptidase complex subunit 1. The record is from RefSeq and is a predicted model, not a curated record. Bases 106 to 414 code for a protein of 102 amino acids. The transcript is spliced from 4 exons. Gene Ontology annotation, cellular component: signal peptidase complex; endoplasmic reticulum membrane. NCBI's taxonomy places the organism in Eukaryota, Metazoa, Chordata, Actinopteri, Cyprinodontiformes, Fundulidae. Gene Ontology annotation, biological process: protein targeting to ER.
UGGGUCCUUCCUCACAAUACGACGUAUAGCUCCUGGAACCGGAAGUCAGAUCGCUAGCAGUAACCGACAUUAUUUCCGUUUAGACAGUUAUUUUAAGGUGGAAAAAUGCAGUCUAUAUUCAAGUCCAUUCCUACGCAUAUGGAUUACAAGGGCCAGAAGCUGGCUGAACAGAUUUUCCAAGGCAUUAUCCUCAUCUCUGCGGUGAUUGGAUUCGUGUACGGGCUGAUUAUUCAACAGUUCGGCUGGACAGUGUACAUAGUGUUGGCUGGAUUUGCAGUGUCCUGUCUGUUGACCCUGCCUCCAUGGCCGAUGUACCGAAGGAAUCCUCUGCCCUGGCAGCCAGUUGUAUCAGAAGCCAGCGUAGAGCCCACCCAAAAGCCUCAGGAAAGCACCAAGAGAAAGAAGCAUAAAUAACUCUGCUAUUCCUUGUCUGGCCAUGAAUCACUUUUUGUUUUUCAUGGCAAAGUGAAGUUUGUCCUGCAAUUCAAAUUCACAGCGAAACAUAAUAUGUUUAUUACGGAGGUCAAUACUGUGCGUUCCAAAAAUAGAAACAUCUGAAGUUCUGUUUUUCUUAAUGUGAAACUUCAAUUUACAACAUUUUUCCUUUCCCUUGAUAUAAUUUUUUGUUUUUGCUAUAAAAUGAAACCUCAAGUUUUAAUAAAACAGAUGAAUGCAAAAAGA